AUGUUUAUCCCGUGUAACGAGGAAGAGCAAAUCUCACUCUACGGAUUCAAUUUACUAUCUAAUUGGGAGUCUAGAGAGUCUCUCGAAGAAUUGGUGAAAAACGACUAUUCACUGGAACUGUACCGAACAUAUGAGAUCAAAAGGUUCUGUAGAUAUUAUCUUCAAGGGUCUUGUGGUUACCUGGCGAGAAGAGUUAUUCGGAAGAUUGAAACAUUGGAGCAGAAGGAACAGGAGAAAAUCAUAAAAAGAAGAGGUGGAUUAUAG
Messenger RNA from Caenorhabditis remanei, 264 nucleotides. RefSeq lists its product as uncharacterized. The record is from RefSeq and is a predicted model, not a curated record. NCBI's taxonomy places the organism in Eukaryota, Metazoa, Nematoda, Chromadorea, Rhabditida, Rhabditidae. Bases 1 to 264 code for a protein of 87 amino acids. The transcript has a single exon.